CUGUCAGUUCCUCCGCUCGCUCAGUUGGCCGAAACAGUUUAAAGAGUGAACGUGGCCCGAAGGCAAUCUACUGCGUGUGCUCCCACUUAAAAUGCCACUAACUAUUCGUAUAUGUUGAAGGAAGAACUGCAAAUAUAAUUGUAAUUUUUUUAUUUAAUUAAAAACCAUUAAACGCAAGCCAAGGAAGGUCAUGGCUUCGAGGCAGUCUGGCCGCAGGCAGCCAUUACCAUUGGCCCUGCUAUGUAUCCUAAUCGCUCUCCCCUGCAUCUUGGAGUGCCAGGGCAUAGAGGUGACAUCACCGACCAAGAAGUCGGCUCCCCUACGCAUAACCAAGCCACAGCCCACAAGUCAGCAGGUCAAGCCCAGCAGUAUUACCACAAAGCCACCAACCACAACAGUGGCCAUGGCCCCCACCACCAUCGAUGACGGAGCCUCCGGCUCCAGCUCCAGUGCCAGCUCGAGCUGGCACGAUGGACAGCUGGCCCCGCUCAUCUCGUCCACCACGGAAAGCAGCAGCAGCAGCAGCAGCAGCGAUGGAACGAGCGACACUUUAGUGCCAGAGAUAUGUCUCAAUGGCCUCCAGAUAACCGUAGACAGUCCGGAUGAGGGAACCGUGAUACGGAAACAGGAUGAGUUUGUGAAGAUAAUUGAGGGGGACGUGAUGCUCAGUGUCCUGACCAAGGAUCCCAUCUCCGUAAUGUUUGUUAUCAAUCGCCUCAAUCAGGCAAACUUCUUAAUGGCCGACUUUGAAAUUGGCAUACGCGCCAUCAACAUUGACAACAACAGUUUGGCCGAGAACAUACUCCUCCAGGAGGUUCAGUUUAUGCAACAGUGCACCGACUUCUCCAUGGGCAUCUUCAUCGAUCUGGACUUGUACAAGCAGCUGGAGUCGGUGAUUAAGGACCUCGAGUAUAAUAUCUGGCCUAUACCAGGCACCCGAGAUCAUCUCUUUCCAAAAGUUGCCCAUUUGCUGCACCAAAUGCCAUGGGGCGAGAAGAUAGCCUCCGUGGAGAUAGCAACCGAGACGCUGGACAUGUAUAAUGACUUCAUGGAAGCCGCCCGCCAGGAGCAUAUGUGCCUGAUGCAUUUCAAGAGUGACGAGAAUGUGUACAUCUUGUUUGGCAACAAGGUGGCCAGUCACUUUAAAGAAAACGGAACUCUGUUUGCUGUGCCCACCGAUCGAACGGAUGAUGAGUUUCUGGCAGAUUUGCCCAACCGAGCCUUCAUUCUGAUGGAGAAUGAAAUUGAUCUGAGCACCAGCACUGAACUGGACAGCGCUCAUACCACCCUUGAUGAGGUGCUGAUAGGAAAGAGCAUAGUCCCUUCGCGGGUUCUAAGCUUUGCUGGUUCCAUUGUGGACCUGAUGAACUGGCUGCGCGGCUCCCUGGCCAAGCACUGCCAGCGAGAGAGAGAGUUGUAUUCGCUGAAGACUUGCUUCAACUUUCUAAACUUCAUCGAGGAUUGGAGGACAUCCGAAUUUAGACAGGCGCAUGAAACCGCCGAGAUCCUUUCGCUUCUGGCCAUGCGCAAGCUAGCCACGGCGAUGAAUUUCCAGAUGUAUCAGAAGAAGGUCCUGAUGCUGGACAAGAUCACAGGCGAGUCAAGGACAGAGCUCCGUGAGAUAGCAUCGCAGAACUUUGUGACCAAUGUGACCACUUACUACCACUACAACCGGGACAACCACACGAGCCUCGAGCUGAAGACCAAGUUUGGACAAGUGUUCAACUGCCAGUACAGUGCCGGGGAUAAUCGACGAUACCCCUUCCUGUUUGAGGGUGAAUCCGUGAUGUUCUGGCGCAUCAAGAUGGACACCUGGGUGGCAGCCGGACUUACAGCCGCCAUACUCGGCCUGAUUGCUACCCUGGCCAUCCUGGUCUUUAUUGUUGUUCGCAUCUCACUGGGCGAUGUCUUCGAGGGCAACCCGGCCACCUCGAUCUUGUUGCUGCUCUCGCUGAUCCUGGUCUUCUGCUCCUUUGUGCCCUUCUCCAUCGAGUAUGUGGGUGAGCAGCGCAACUCGCAUGUGACUCUGGAGGAUGCCCAGACUUUGAACACGCUGUGCGCCGUGCGGGUCUUCGUGAUGACCUUGGUCUACUGUUUUGUGUUCUCCCUGCUCCUCUGCCGGGCCGUGAUGCUGGCUUCCAUUGGCUCGGAGGGAGGCUUCCUGUCCCAUGUAAAUGGCUACAUACAGGCAGUGAUCUGUGCCUUCAGCGUUGUCGUCCAGGUGGGCAUGUCAGUGCAACUGCUCGUGGUGAUGCACGUGGCCUCGGAGGCAGUGUCCUGUGAGAAUAUCUACUAUGGAAGAUGGCUGUGGGGCCUCCUGGCCUACGAUUUCAUUUUGCUGUGUUGUCUGGGCGCAUUGAUACCUUCUUUCUAUCGCUCGCAGCGUAACUAUCGCGAGGGAAUACUUAUUGUCAUAGGAACCGUGCUCAUCAUGGUCAUCUGGGUGGCCUGGAUAGUCUUAUCCCUCUUCGGAGACGAGUGGCGCGAUGCGGCUAUACCCUUGGGACUGCAGGCCUCCGGCUGGGCUGUGCUGGUGGGCAUCCUGAUACCACGCACCUUCCUCAUUGUGAGAGGCAUCGAGCGGUCGGACAUUGCCCAGGCACUGCCUUCGCUCACCUCGUUGGCCUUUGCCCAGAACAACCAGUACUCCUCGGAACAGAGUGUCUACGAGUGCGUGAAUCCUGCCAUGCGCCACUGCGCUCAGGAUGAGGUUAACCACCAGUCGCCCAGUGAGAUUCCUACGUUACCCCUGCGUGGCGGUGGCCCCCGACGCCAGCAGUUCUUCGCCAAUCUCCGCCAGGCUAAUGCCAAUAUUAAUCCCCAGCGUCCUCCGCCUCGGCCCAAGCAGAGUCCUUCCCGUUCCUCGGUCUCCUCGCUGCCGCCCUCGCCUGAAAGCAACAAGAUCACCAGGUUUUAACCAGGUUUCACCUAGGUUCUAUCCCGGUUUUAGCCAGGUUGUAGCCAAGUUGUAACCAGAUUUUAACCAGGUUUAAGCCAGGUUUUCUAGAUGACCCCACGAUCCUGAGAUCGAUCCUUGACCUGCGUGUGAUGAUGCGCAUCUAGUCAAAGCUCCAAGAACUCGUAUUAAGCCUAUUAAUCCCUGACGAACCAAGAUCUUAAGGAAGUUCAUAUUAUAAUAAUAACUAUACCACAUUAUAUUAAAAAUA
Messenger RNA from Drosophila kikkawai, 3167 nucleotides. RefSeq names its product bride of sevenless (gene boss). Gene Ontology annotation, cellular component: plasma membrane. Gene Ontology annotation, biological process: visual perception; G protein-coupled receptor signaling pathway. Lineage: Eukaryota; Metazoa; Arthropoda; Insecta; Diptera; Drosophilidae. Gene Ontology annotation, molecular function: sevenless binding; adenylate cyclase inhibiting G protein-coupled glutamate receptor activity. The record is from RefSeq and is a predicted model, not a curated record.